Amaranthus tricolor (Joseph's coat) is the source of this 2590-nucleotide messenger RNA. RefSeq lists its product as uncharacterized. The record is from RefSeq and is a predicted model, not a curated record. Lineage: Eukaryota; Viridiplantae; Streptophyta; Magnoliopsida; Caryophyllales; Amaranthaceae. The transcript is spliced from 9 exons. The coding region runs from base 407 to 2110 and encodes 567 amino acids.
AUCAAAUCUACUACCUUACCGGUGAAAAAUGGUACGAUGACAUUAUCCAUUCUCUUUUUAACAACGUUUUAAUAAUUGAUUAUAUGCUGAUAAUGUGAACAAGAAGGUUAUGAUCUGCCGAGUGCCGACUACACAAUGGCCUCGUGAAAAAAGUCGCAAAGAAACAACUCAACACCUAACGCCAUUACCAGAUUCAACAAUCAAACAUGGAGUAGAGAAAUUGAAUCAAGUCAUCCCCAAUUCGGAUUACUAUUCCUUGAGUUGAAACUUCUUCAAAUUAAACCUAAUUUGCUUCAGUUUCGAAAUUCAAUUUCUUGCAAUUAAUCAACGUUAUUUUAUCCAAGCAGAUAGCGUUUCAUCGGUUACCAGAACGAUUUAUGUGAAUAAAUAGCGCCAUCAGGCUUCAAUGGCGAUUACGACUCAAUUUCAAGUAGAUAUGCGUUCAUUUUCUUCAAUUUUCCGCCAUUUUUAUCCAUCUUCCUCAAUAUGUCGUCACUAUCCUGUACGCUUAACGGUUAAAGCCUUUUCCAAUGAUGCUGUACAGAAACUCGUUACCAAACCCUCCAUUUGUACGGCUGAUGAACUUCAUUAUGUUCAAGUAGCUGACUCUGAUUGGCGUCUUGCUCUUUGGCGUUAUCAUCCCGAUUCUCAGACUCGCACAAGGAAUCAUCCUCUUCUGUUAUUGUCAGGUGUUGGCACCAAUGCUAUUGGUUAUGAUCUUUCGCCUGAGUCUUCAUUUGCUCGAUACAUGUCGGGACAAGGAUUUGAUACAUGGAUUCUUGAAGUUAGAGGGGCCGGAUUGAGCACGCAUUCAACUUACUCUAAAGAUAUUGAGCAGUCUGCACAUGAAAUAUCUAGUAGGAUGGAGUUUGCAGUGGAAAAGGCAAAAAAUGCUGUUCAUGCAGGGUACACUUCAGAUGUUGAGGAUUGGGCAUUAAUUGAUGCUGAUGUCCCCGCAAUUAAUGGAGCUCCACUUACAGCUGCAACUGUGUGGGAUGAAUCAGAACUCGUGACAAAAUUGACAGAGACAUUCAUGCGUUUGUCUCAGAGGCUCUCUGGAUUUCUCAAUGAAGGCCAAUCAAGAAUUAUGUCAGCCAAACUAUUUGAUCAACUUCAGAAACUCUUGGAAGAUUCUCAAUUACUUGAUCGCUUCAAUGAGAUAAGGGAGAAACUUUCGGGCUUGUUAGAAAGUAAUGACAACUCUUCUGUGGCUAAUCAAAUAACAGAUCUUAGCCAAAGGCUAGUGAAUGUCUUUGAAGAAGGGCAGCGCUCGGUAUCGCCUCAGUUCUUUGAUUUGCAGGCCCGUUUUUUCACAGUUAUAGAGGAGUUUCAGAAACAGCUUGACUUGAUGGUGAAAUAUGUUUGGGAUUUGGAUCAUUACUUGGAGGAAGAUAUUCCUGCUGUGAUGGAAUACAUAAAAACUCAAAGCAAGGCCAAGGAUGAUAAGUUGCUUGCUAUUGGACAUUCAAUGGGGGGUAUAUUGCUAUAUGCUAUGCUAUCCAGAUGUGCUUAUGAAGGUAAAGAUCCUGGAGUGGCAGCCAUUGUAACCUUGGCGUCCUCACUUGACUACACAACUUCCAAUUCAUCACUGAAGAUGCUGCUGCCUCUUGCUAAUCCUGCACAAGUCCUUAAUGUUCCUGUUGUUCCACUAGGGGCCAUGCUAUCAGCUGCUUACCCCCUCUCAUCAAGUCCUCCAUAUGUUUUAUCUUGGUUGAAUAAUUUGAUAUCAGCAGAGGACAUGAUGGAUCCAGAGUUGUUGAAGAAGCUUGUUUUGAACAAUUUCUGUACGAUACCUGCUAAACUUAUAUUGCAACUAGCAACAGCCUUCCGAGAGGGUGGAUUACGUGAUAGGAGUGGUACCUUUUUCUACAAGGAUCAUCUCCACAAAAUUAGUACCCCAGUUUUGGCUCUCGCAGGAGAUCAGGACCUAAUUUGCCCACCUGAAGCGGUUUAUGAAACCGUUAAGCUCAUUCCUGAACACUUGGUCAAGUAUAAAGUUUUCGGAAAACCUGGAGGUCCACAUUAUGCACACUAUGAUUUGGUUGGAGGAAGACUGGCUGUGGAUGAAGUAUAUCCUUGUAUAAUUGAUUUUUUGAGCUCGAAUGACUAGAAACUGUAUACAAGCCUGAACACUGUUAUACAAUGAACUUCCGCAGUUCCAAAUAUUUCUUAUCUCUGUUAGGUCGUGCUCCGCUAUUUCAUGGUUUACUCAGCGAAAACGAAGUUUCUGCACAAGGCAAGCCACUCUCCUCUUUUAAUGUGAAUGUUAGCCAAUGCUGUCAGGCCAGUUUCUAGCCUGCUUACCAUACUUUUAAUGCCCAUGUUUUAUGGUCAGAACUGUACAUCCAUAUAACGUGUUUUUGAUUAUUGGCAAUUGUAACAUAUUGCGUUAUAGUCCUUGUCAGGUUCAUUCGAUAAAUGUGAAAAUGCGAGUUAAACGGGUUUUGUUGCAACUUUAUAUUAUUGUUGUUCCCCGCUAAAAUUUUGGGCUGAAAUUCAUUUUUUUGGUUGUCAAAAUUGUAAUUGAAAUGAUGUGAAGAUGUUAUAGCUUCAUCAGGGGGAUUACAGACAGGUUUUUGUUUGGGAUCUA